CAGAUCGGAGCCUGUAUAUAAGGACUACAGUGUAGCUAUGGUGCAUAGGUAACAUAAAGCUCUACGAAUGGCUCGAGUUAUCUUUGCCUUGUUUGCCUUCUUGGCCUUGACCUGGGCUGAACCACUUCGUUUUGAUGGGUACCAGCUGUUCUCUGUAUUGACCAAAGGCUAUGAAGAUACCAGAUUUCUUUAUGACUUAUCUGAGAACUAUCCUGACUUAGACUUUUGGAGAUAUCCUAGAACCAAUCAGAACGCCACCAUUCUCGUGCCACCAGGUCUUUUGGAGAUCUUCAAGGCAGGUCUAGAGCCACGUGGAAUUUCUUAUCAGGUCGUGUCAACGGAUGUCCAGAAAAUCGUUGACGCUGGGGCGCCAUUGGCACCCGAAGAAGAGGCUAACAGAAAACGCCAAGCCGGUACCUUCAUUGACCACGCCAGCUAUCACACUUACAACAGGAUCAUAGAGGCUAUCAACCAGAUCAAAACUGCUUACCCAGACAAUGUCCAGUUGUCCAACCUGAACUACGUCACACACGAAGGAAGAGUUGUCACCCUUGUUAAGCUUUCAGGCUCUACCUCCGCCACCAAGAAACCAGCCAUCGUUGUUGAGUCCGGCAUCCACGCCAGAGAAUGGAUCACACCAGCAGUGAACUUGUGGGUCAUCGAAAAGGUUCUAGCAGACUACAAAGCUGGUAACGCCGAAGCCAGGGCAAUGCUUGACAAAUACGAUUGGUACUUUGUGCCAGUUGCCAACCCUGAUGGCUACGACUACACCCACAGCACGAACCGUAUGUGGAGAAAGAACAGACGCUACAUCAGUACAAGAUGUUCUGGUGUUGACCUCAACAGAAACUUUGACGUGGUCUGGGGAACUACCGGCAUCUCUAGAACCUGUACCAGUGACAUCUACUGCGGUGAGGCUCCAUUCUCUGAGCCUGAAACAGCCAACAUGAGAGACCUGUUCAAUAGCUUGAUCGAUACCGCUGUCGCCUACCUGUCGGUUCACUCUUUCUCUCAGUUCCUCUUGGUUCCAUGGGGCUAUACUGAAUACGUCUCCAGACCAGCCAAUGCCGUUGAAUUGGAUCGUGUGACAACUAGAAUGUUGCAGUCUCUUAUCUCUACACACGGAACUCAAUACUUCCACGGCACUGCCUGGGAACUGUUGAAUUAUGCUGCCAGUGGGGCUGCUGAAGACUGGGCCCUGUCAAGAAAGCCAGGAAUCUACGCCAUGUGCUACGAGCUCAGACCUCGUUACGACGACCCAAGAGCAUUUAUCCUUCCGCCAAGCGAGAUCAUUGGCACAGCCCAAGAAUACUACGCCAGUCUCAAGAUAAUGGCUGCCGAGAUGAGAGUCUAAAUAUAGAUACGAACGUCAAUAAUGUUUAUUUGUGCAAUUUAAUGUGUUCUCAUCAGAUGACGUUGAGGUCUAAAUGACGACUUUGGAAUAAAGUGUUAUACAACUAAAAAAAGAAUAA
This is a messenger RNA of Biomphalaria glabrata, 1472 nucleotides long. RefSeq names its product carboxypeptidase B-like. The transcript has 13 exons. Bases 68 to 1354 code for a protein of 428 amino acids. NCBI's taxonomy places the organism in Eukaryota, Metazoa, Mollusca, Gastropoda, Planorbidae. Gene Ontology annotation, biological process: proteolysis. Gene Ontology annotation, molecular function: metallocarboxypeptidase activity; zinc ion binding. The record is from RefSeq and is a predicted model, not a curated record.